Molecule: messenger RNA, 3973 nt
Organism: Tricharina praecox
Lineage: Eukaryota; Fungi; Ascomycota; Pezizomycetes; Pezizales; Pyronemataceae
Exons: 15
Coding region: 268-3840 (1190 amino acids)
Molecular function (GO): protein binding
Source: RefSeq, a predicted model, not a curated record
GAAGCGUUAUGCCCUUUGGCUCUCAGGUGUCCACGGUGCCCUCGGUAGCCGGGCUGCGGGGUGGCUUCGUUAUGGGCGACAUGUCGGCCUUGAGAGGCCCGCAACCCCUUUGUACCAUCCGGAUUCCACUACGAAGACGGGGAAUUCAGGACUCUGAGCAGCUACAUGCCUGCGGUUGAAUUAGACCGCUGGACGCGUGAGAAUCACAACAACUGCAUACAGUCCCAUAAACACCACCGACCGACUUAAACCAUCUGCGAGUCCGCCAUGUGGUUUACACUCAUCAUCAUCUAUCUCGUUGAAUCCGUACGCGCCGGUGACAGUGCGGCUGACGACGGGGACGAAUUCUCCAACAAUCUUGUCACGGAUCUCGCGCCCCUACUGGCCUUAUUCGGAGAGCAUGUCGCCAAACAAUAUUUGAGCCAGAGCAUGCACUGGCUCGAUAAUGUCAUAUUCGCCUGCGCGCCGCUAGGGAUAGUUACUGCACUCACGGCAGCGAUCAGAGUCGGUGGGAGUGGUACAUUGAAGGCAAUCAUCGGAAGGGCAAGGGAGCCCCGCGCAGAAGCAGAAAUCGAGCUGAUGAGCUCCACCUCUCAUGAUGUGUGUGAACUUUGGAAUGGAAUAUCGUUGGUCCGCGUGGCAGGCUCGCCAGAUGUACUUGAGAUCGCAUAUGACGAGGAUGGAAAUGUCUACUCAAGCAAGGAUUUCUUGGAUCAAGCGGGAACACACGCAGGCGGCGAUACCGGUGAAUCGGAAGCCCUGGUGGGUACGGGCGGGCUCCGAGCACCAAACAUCUCUUUGAACACUCGUGGCUACCUCUGGAGAUCUCCUGGGGAAUUAUGGAUGUGUGCGACGGUAGGACUGAUCUUGCAAAUCGGAGUGGUGGCCAUACACGCGGCUUUGACGUAUGUCAUGCGCAAAGGGAAAGGCGACGGGAAAGUCAUCGGCUAUUCAUUCCCCGUUACCGCACUUGGGACGUUGCUGCUCUGCUUGGGCAUGUACAUCUGUGCCUCGGUCGUUGACGGCAGCACGGUGGAGACAACCAGGGCCUUGCAAACAGCGAAUGGGCCGCUGCAGAUUGUGUGGAUCCAAAGGGGAGGCCAAAUCGUCAGCGAUCAGCAGUUUCAUUCCUACGCAAUAUACGCGCCUCGCGGAAGAAACAUAAUAUACUCAUCUUAUCCCACGGUAGAACGAUCGAGGCUCGAGUUCUGGACCCUAGUUGGAGUGGUCGUCACCCUUCCUGGCUUCAUCCUGCAGUUUGUUGGGCUGCGUGCGUCUCACUUCUCGGUCACCAUCGCUCAGUUGGGUGCAAUAGUUAUCAUGGCUAUGCUUCGUGUGUUUAUUCGCAGAGACCUUAUGCAGGGCCCUCAAUUGGUUCAACCGACACAAGAAAUCUCCACGGAAUCGUCUUCGGUUAAAGAGUUGCGAGAAGGCUACGAGUUGGAAUGCCUAGCGAAGGACAUCGCAAAAGCCUCAACGUGGAGGGUCGAUACUUUACAACCGCCUCGGAUCGAUCACGAGUCCCGUCAGCCUUUCGCCGCCAAGGCAUUGGACGUCAGAACCCGACUGUCCCAGCUAUCUGGCUCGCAGUGGCAGACGGAUAUCUAUCGUACCGCAAUUGCUCUCGAGCAGACAAUGGAAACGGUAGCGGGGUAUCUAUGGUCCUCAAAGGGGAAGAUGCUGGUGCGGCAAGAAGUGAAGGAUAUGCCUCGGUUGAGCUUCGAUUUCCGAGUAAUCACGGAUUCCACGGGUUUUACGCAGGAGAGUGGGGUUGUGACGCUCACCAUGGAACGGCAUCUGGAAGAAGGACAGUGGAGCCCAUGGAAGGUCGACGGAGAGCGCUUGCGGGCUAUGCUGUUUUUGUGGGUUUGUCAGCUCAGCGAAGACAAACUACCAAACUUGGGCAAUAAUCUGUGGCUUCUUGGACCCGCCGAUGAUCAUACACUUGCCGAAAUAAUUUCGAAUUGGUGGAUAUUGAAACAGUCCGACGAUGUUUUAGUCAGCAGAUCUCCAACAGCCGACUCAAUGCCUGGCGUUGAAGAGGGAAGGGUUCUGGAUCACUUUGCACACGAUCGCAAGGGUCGGUUUCCUAGGCGCGGCGUUUUCACAACAACCACCCUGGAUGGUAUGUGUGCGCAGUUCAUUUUUUCGGAGGUCUUUCACAGCAUGGCAAGACAAAUUGCUCCCCUCGACGGCACAGUUGAGGUUAGAUCGUCUCCGACGCGCUCAGUGUUCGUCAUCCACGAGGAUGUUAAGGAACUCAUGGAGGUCCUAAACAUUGAACCAAUCGCCUCGAUGAGUCAGUACGAUGUGGGCAGGAUUUUCAUCUCUGGCUUGUUGUCUGCAAACGUUCUACCAUGGUUCAAAGUUUUGGAAGAGGAUAAUCUCGGCGAGAUCGUAACCGCGGCCACGGUAUGCGAGUUGGACGAGCAGGCAAAGAUUUGCAGCUGGCUUGUCUACAUGUGUGGUUUGAGGGUCAAGGAAUCGGUUGGAAUGGGGAACUUCAGCCAUGCCGGGAACGUGUAUUCCACAGCUAUAACAGCCUUCGACAGAUUCAAGACCCUUACCCCUCAACAGUCCGCUAUGGGAUCUGCGCUUGAUGAUCUGCUGGAGCAAAGGAAUGAGAUUGCCGAACAGACGAUGACGAGCAAGUUUCGUCAAAUUCCCACCACUACCACUACUAUCCCCUCGACCACCGAGCCGGAUAACCUUCCUCUUCACUACGAAAUCCGACGUGGUAAUGCAUUAGGCGUCUUAAGCCACUUGUGCAACUCUCUAUCCGACGACGUCGAAAUCACCGAUUCACACAUUAUGACACCUUUGAGCUUUGCAGCACUCCAUGGGUUCGAGGCCGCGGUCGCAUUGUUGUUGCUCUUUGGUGCCGAUGGGCUCGAGGCGUUGAGGUUUGUGGUAAAGAUGGGACAUGACAACGCAAUUCCGUUCCUCCUUAAAAACGGAAUAGAUCCGAAUUCCAGCGACAAAUCGGGUAGCACAGCACUCCAUACUGCCGUACUUCACAACAGAUUGUCGACCUUACAAGUACUACUUGACAACGGCGGUGAUCCGGAGGUGACGAUGCGAAGCUACCGACUGAUUCAUUACACUAUUGCCGAAGGAAACGAAGCCGCACUAAGUCUCUUGCUGAAACAUGGUGUGGACACGGAAGCAUUGAGUUCUGGCGAUCCCAGUGCGACACCAUUCCUGAUUGCUUGUAGCAUGAACCGACCCUCAAUUCUUGAAAUACUACGGCAAUACGGCGUCAACACCAACGCAUCCGACACAUAUGGACAGACAGGCCUCCACGUGGCUUGCGGGAUGAGCCACGAGGAAACCGUCCGCUAUCUUCUCAAGAGCAACCUUAUCGAUAUAGACAUUGCCGAUCUUCCGAGGAAGUUUACGGCACUGCAUGUGGCGUGCGAGCAGACUGGGGAUGUAGCCAGCGAUAUUUGCGAGAUGCUCCUCAAAUUCGGCGCCCAACAACUCCACGGCGGUCGUGGUGAAACACCAUUGCACAUUGCAUGCGCCCAAGGCAACAUCAAGAUUGUCCGGCUUCUGCUCGAAUACAAUGCGGAUUUGGAGUCGCUUAUGGUUUCCGGAGAAACGCCCUUGCACCUAGCGACCCAGGAGGGUCAUCGGGCAAUCGUGCAGCUGCUUUUCGAAAAGGGCGUCAAUAAGAAGGCGAAAGAUAAAUAUUCCCGGGUUCCAGCUUUUUAUGCCCUCGCUCACCCCGAUAUUUUGUCACUUUUUGAGGCGAACAGUUUCGGCAACGGGAACUCUGUUCUUCCAGAGGACAACGAAGGCUCGUCUUCGGGUAAUUCCUCUCGGGGCGGGUGCAUGUAGCAGUGGAUUUUCUUUAGAAGUGUGCGGAGUUAAGUUCCUUUGCACAGAAACGUUCAGGCUCAAGUAAUGUUGUGUCUGAAGAAAAUGCCCAAGAGUCCCAAGGAACCGCGGUUUGUCACUCUUCUCAUAGCAG